Messenger RNA from Diaporthe batatas, 945 nucleotides. RefSeq lists its product as uncharacterized. Gene Ontology annotation, biological process: regulation of DNA-templated transcription. Lineage: Eukaryota; Fungi; Ascomycota; Sordariomycetes; Diaporthales; Diaporthaceae. Bases 1 to 945 code for a protein of 314 amino acids. Gene Ontology annotation, molecular function: protein binding; histone H3K36 methyltransferase activity. The record is from RefSeq and is a predicted model, not a curated record. Gene Ontology annotation, cellular component: chromatin; nucleus. The transcript has 3 exons.
AUGGCGACUCGGGAACGGAGUCUUUUCAACCCGAACCGAAUUCUUGCUCCCCUGCUGCAGAAUCUUUUCCAAUACCGGGACGAGAAAGACCAGCUGAAGACCAUGAACCUACCAGGUCCAGCGCGCAUAUCAGAGCAUGUGAUUCUCGAGCCAGACAUAUGGGAGUCGGACCUCACCGUCCGCGGUGUUGUGCACCAUGAUUGGGAAGACUACAUCUGCGCGAUGUGCAGAGGAUGGGGCCACAACACGAGAAAGAACACCGUGCUCUGCCUCGGUGGGCCAUGCCUGGCCGCUUUCCGCACACGGGCAGCCGACACCGAGAACAACCGCAUCGAGCUCAGGGUCACCCCUACCAAGGGCCUGGGCGUCUUUGCCCGGACAAACCUCCCCGCGGGCCGAGUGCUGGGUGAGUACCUGGGGGAGCUGCGGCCGGAGGAGGAGGACCCGGACGACAUCGACCACUACCAGUAUGUCAUUGAAGGUGUAGCCGCCAUCAGCGCCACACGAGCGGGCAACUGGACCCGCUUCCUCAACCACCACUGCAACCCAAACCUGUCCGUCAAGUCCGACAUGUACGGCCGCCGGCGCGCCAUCGUCUUCAGGACCAAGCGCCCCGUCAGCGCGGGCGAGGAGCUCUCCGUCGACUACGGCGACCCGCGGUACUUCGAGCCGCUGCGCAUCGACUGCGCGUGCGACGCGUUCGCGCAGCCGCACCAGCUCGGCGGCGCGCCGGCCAUGUUCUCGCGCGGCCCCGCCGUCACGGCGCAGUACCUCCCCUACACGGGCUCUCAGUUCAUGCAGAUCCGCCGCCGGGAGCCGAGCCCCGAGCCGGUUGAGGAUCCGGACGCGGGUCAGGGGUUGCUGCCUGAGCAGACGGGCCAGGUCUAUCGCGUCAACCUUGGACUGGGGGUCGUUACGGAAGAGGACCCUCAGGGUUCGACUUGA